Molecule: messenger RNA, 4964 nt
Organism: Culex quinquefasciatus (southern house mosquito)
Lineage: Eukaryota; Metazoa; Arthropoda; Insecta; Diptera; Culicidae
Gene: flz
Product: serine protease filzig
Exons: 8
Coding region: 436-4401 (1321 amino acids)
Biological process (GO): proteolysis
Molecular function (GO): serine-type endopeptidase activity
Source: RefSeq, a predicted model, not a curated record
AGCUUUCAUCUGUAAUGUGUGUGUGGAAAAUGACAAAAGGGACGAAGCUUUCUCGUUCUGGAAUUCACCGUGUUGGAUUCUGCGAAAAGCCUGACCGGGAGAACAAAUACACACACUUCCACUUACACUCACAAACAAGGACCCACAUAUGAUGGGUAAUUGGAAAACGGGUCAAUUAGGAAGUUUUUCAUCCGGAGAAGACGACCCACUCAGUCUGGAUACGGGACAGCAUGGAAGUUCACUCGAAUAAACUUGCGAAAAUAAUUACACCGGAUGGGGUGCCAUUAAAAAGUUUGUGCGGCACACUGUGAAGCUGGAUAUCAUUUCGAAUAUAGCCGAAAGCUCUUUGGCGGGUACCGGAUAACGCCUAAGUUUUGCAACGCCACGCGGUCCCUGCUGAAGCGUGACUCGGAGCGGCGCGGACCGACGAUCUGCAUGUUCAACCACGAGUGCUUCCAGCGGCAGGGCGAGGUCGUGGGCGCCUGCAUGGACGGGUUCCUGUUCGGGACGUGCUGCGAGUUGCCGCUGUCGAACGAGGUGGCCGCCUCGACGGACUCGCUGCUGGAGAUGAUCAACUACACGAACGUCGACGAGGCGGACAGCACGUCGCAGUCUCCGCUGAGUUCGGCGAUUGCCAGCCAGUACGAAAAGUUUGGCAGCCAGUUGAGUGCUUCGGGGUACAAUCCGAUGGUGUCGUACGAGCCGGUUAGGCUGGAGGAGUCUCCGAGCAAGGAUGGCAACGGGUCGACGAGCGCUCCGUUGAAGAUCAAGCGGAAGAAGCCGGUGUUUGACAAGUUGCAUAAUAAUUAUAUUACGAACGAUGAUCUGGACGAGGAUAUCGUGCUGAACAGCUUGAACUCGCACAAGUACGAGAUGGCGAAUGGAGCCGUUUCGGUGUACUCACCGUCGACGUCUAAUAUUAAGUCGGAAGAGAUUGAAAUUGCUACGACCGUGCCACCACCACCGAUUCAGGAGGAUGUUUCCUUUGUGCAGAUUAAUAACCACAAUGUGUACAGUUCGGAGAUUCCUACCUCGUUGAACGCUUACAAUGAUGAAGUGUCGGACUCGAAUACGGCCCCUUCCGCGCCAAGUUACGAGUCGAGCACGGACAUAACCUCAACCGGAGUGCAGAUCAUUGCGAAUCAGAUCUACCAGGAGAAUCAACUGUUUGACCACAGCGACAUUACCCAUCCGGAAGCCGAAACGGUGCUGAUCAACGAAAACGGUGCUGUCGACCAAAGUUACGCCAAUCCUGCCGAUUUCGACGUCGAAGAAAUCGCCACGGAGGUGCUGACCACAGAGAAACCAAUCAGAAUCACCCCUCCAAAGCCCCAGUUCAAACCUAAACCUAAGCCAACGCAAGCAACCGAACCAAACAAAUACGUACUUGUACAUACCAUUUCUAGUGACUCCAAAGAUAGCGAGAACCAAACCUCGAAGCCGACCGUUUCGGUUAACAACAUUCACUCGAUCAACUCGAUCAUACUGAUGCUGAACGAAACGAACCUUGGACCUCAGUACGAUACGGACGACGAGGAGACCAAGCAAGACGCAAUCCUCACGACGACUGUUUCGACGACCACCACGACGACAAGCACGACAGCUCCCAGUACGACCAGUGCUGAACCGACCGCCCCCGACACGACUUCCGCCGCAGUUACGUACGCGACCUCGUCGAUCGACUACGACAAGUACGGUCCGACUAGCUUCUACAUCACGAAACCCCAAAAAACAAGCCCACCAACCACCCAGCUAUCCACUAAGGUCCCUUCGACCAGCUACGUGUACAGUCCAAAGCCUACGAGACGGCCCAUUCUGGAACCGGUUGUAGUCCAAGCUACCUUACUGACGAACGGAUACGGUACGACGGCUGUUACGCAAAACGAACCAGCUGUCGCCGUAUCGACCGUUCGUCCACCACCCAACAAAAUUGUCAUCACAGCUGGACCGCCGCCAUCUCAGCGGCCCGUCCUCAUCACUAGCGAAGGCGAGCAUGCCGUUUCAUCCGGAUACUACACUGUCUCUACUGGACCACCUGCAGCGCCUGUUGCAGUCUCUACUGUUCAACCCACCAAGAAAGUGACGCCCACCAAGCAGCGUCCCGUUUCCUCCACCAUCCAACUCCCGGAAUACAUCGUCCAAUCGUCCACACUGUCCCACCAGUCCCCGCCAGCGCUGGCCAACGUAAACUACGUCCACAUCUCCAGCGCAUCGGACAACCCGUCCCCAACCGUUCACAUCACUCCGAAACCCGUACCCGGACUCGUAACAUCCAGCACGUGGAACCAGAAGCUCACCAGUCCCAUUGGCAACCAACGGCCAGGAUUCUACGAAAAUACCCCACCACCAGUGUACGUGUCUUCGCUGGCCGACUUCGAAGAUGAAGGCUACUUCGGAGUCACCAAACGACCCGGCGCCAGACCCACGGUCUCAUCCACUGCCAUCUACACCCUUGUCGACAACAGCCAGAUGCUCAACAGCUUCGCUUCAUCCACGUACUCCCCGUACGGACCAACGGCCGGCUACCCGUCCAUGAACCGCAUCCCACCGAACGUUCAACCCAGUCAGAUCUACAUCGCCGCGCAGCCGAUCGAAUCGUCGACUAUCAAGAACGAACUCUACACCACCCCCGAUGACAUCAACAACUUCCCGCCGGUGCGCAACCCCAACCUCAACCUCACCGACUCGACCAUGAUGACCAACAUGACCAAGAUCCAGAACGACAACUUCAAGGACGAGGACAAGGUCAACAUGCUGGUCAACAAGAUUGUCGCCACGUUCAACGGAAACUUUGAUGAACUGGAAGCCAUCUUGAAGGAGCGGAAGAACCUUACGUUGAGCACGACUACAACCACCACUGAAGCUACAACCACCACGGAGAGAGUCAAACUUACCAGUUCCACGAGCAAGCCAGUGACCAAGAAGAAGAAGAAGCGACCAAGCGGCAGCAAGAAGCCUUCCAACGGAACGUCAUCCUCAUCGACCGGCGUCAAGAAACCAACGACCACGAAGCCUUCCGUCAUCCAGCAGGAUGCUGCCUCCACAACCCUACGACCAUCGCCGAAGCCAUCGAAGAAACCAUCCAAGAAACGGCCCAGCAACUCCACCAAACCCUCCACCUCAUCAUCUUCCAAACCAGUGCAAACCACAUCGCUGUCCAACGCCAGCCCAACGAAACCAGCCAAACCCUCCAGCUCCAAGCCGAAACCAUCCAGCUCAGCAACCUCAACCCGACCAAAGCCCCCAACCAGCGUAGUCUCGAAACCAUCCGCCGACGUCGAGCGACCACCAACCACGGUCUCCAAGCCCGCAUCCACCACCAAGAAGCCCGUGCGGACAUCCACCUCGAAGAAGCCUUCCGGAACGAAGAAGCCCACCAGCCGACCGACGCUCGCCGACACCGAACCCGUGACGGUGACCACAACCCGCAAACCCACCAAGGCGACGAAGCGUACCACGAAGCGACCGACGACGACGACGACGAGCACCACCACCACGACACCGGCCCCGGAGGACGAGAUCAUCGACGAGGAGGAGAACGUCGUCGAGGAGGAGGAGGAAGAGGACGAGGACGUCGGCGAGGAGACCAACGAGACGGGCCAGGAUCUGCAGGGGUCGCGGAAAAUACUUUGCGGUCAGCGGCCACUGAUGAAGAGUGCGCGCGUGGUCGGCGGCAAGGCGGCCAAGUUUGGCGAGUGGCCCUGGCAGGUGCUGGUCCGCGAGUCGACCUGGCUUGGACUGUUCACCAAGAACAAGUGCGGCGGCGUGCUCAUCACGAACGAAUACGUCAUAACGGCUGCCCAUUGUCAGCCAGGCUUCCUGGCCUCGCUGGUGGCGGUGUUUGGGGAGUUUGACAUCUCGAGCGACCUGGAGGCGCGCCGAUCGGUGACGAAGAACGUGAAGCGGGUGAUCGUGCACCGGCAGUACGACGCGGCCACCUUCGAGAACGACCUCGCCAUUCUGGAGCUGGAGAGCCCGAUCCACUACGAUGUUCACAUAGUGCCAAUUUGCAUGCCAUCCGACGAGGCGGACUUUACCGGACGAAUGGCCACCGUGACCGGCUGGGGCCGGUUAACGUACGGUGGCGGUGUGCCGUCGGUGCUACAGGAAGUGCAGGUCCCAGUGAUAGAGAACAGCGUCUGCCAGGAGAUGUUCCACAUGGCUGGCCACAACAAGAAGAUCCUGUCGUCGUUCGUUUGUGCUGGCUACGCGAACGGCAAGCGAGAUUCGUGCGAGGGUGACAGCGGUGGCCCGCUGGUGCUGCAACGCCCGGACGGUCGCUACGAGCUGGUCGGCACGGUGUCCCACGGGAUCCGGUGCGCCGCUCCGUACCUGCCCGGCGUGUACAUGCGGACGACGUUCUACAAACCGUGGCUGCGGAGUGUCACCGGCGUCAAAUGAGGGACCCGGGGUGAAGUUCUAACAAGGGUGCUCUAGGACCUACUAUUCUACUCUGUGACUUCUAAAGUUUCCUUUCCAUCUUUUAGACGCCUUGUUUCCAAAACAGUUGAAUUAGUUUGUAAUUGUUGCGGUUGCGCGCGCGCGUGGGAAUCGACGUGUGGUUCGAUUUGAAGGUGAAGGUUUUUUUCGAGGAUGAAUGACUGCGACUGUGAAUGGGUGUGUAAUUAUUAAACGAUCGAAUUGUGAGGUUCCUUCAAGGAGCAAGAGUGCGUGCGCGAGGUGGAUGAUGAAUCACGAGCGAAAACAUUGUACUAGGUGUAGUUACGUUUUAGGGAACAAAUUGCAAUAAUUUAUCUACAACGCAACAUAGAUAUGUGGAUGUGAUUUGGAGUCAUUGUUAAGAUUAAUUUAUUAUUGUUACUAGUAUUUAAAUUAUUUAUUGUCUAGCCAAUAAGUGACAACACACACACUCAAAAAAACACACACACACAGAAAUCAGUAAACGAAGAAAAACAGUGGGACGAAGUGACGGUGUAAAAAUGUGAUUAUUUUAAUUUAUUUCG